Molecule: messenger RNA, 2141 nt
Organism: Jaculus jaculus (lesser Egyptian jerboa)
Lineage: Eukaryota; Metazoa; Chordata; Mammalia; Rodentia; Dipodidae
Gene: Gpr35
Product: G protein-coupled receptor 35
Exons: 2
Coding region: 96-1001 (301 amino acids)
Biological process (GO): positive regulation of Rho protein signal transduction; phospholipase C-activating G protein-coupled receptor signaling pathway
Cellular component (GO): membrane
Molecular function (GO): G protein-coupled receptor activity
Source: RefSeq, a predicted model, not a curated record
UUUCCCAGUCCCACUGCCAGCAGGUGAAGACUGAUGUAAGCAGAGCCUCCACAUGGGCCGGGGCUGCAGGAGUGUCUUGGAGUUGCCCCGGGACCAUGAACAAAACGUGCGACUCCCUCCCCUGGUCCUCCACAGUCAGCUACGUCUUCCUCGCCUACUCAGCCUUGGUGCUGGCGCUGGGCCUGCUGCUCAACGGCCUGGCGCUCUGGGUGUUCUGCCGCCACAUGCACCGGUGGACCGAGACCCGCGUCUACAUGAGCAACCUGGCUGCGGCCGAUCUCUGUCUGCUCUGCUCGCUGCCCUUCAUGCUGUACUCCCUCCAGUACACCUCAGACACGCCACUCUGCCAGCUCUCGCAGGGUGCCUACCUGCUCAACAGGUACAUGAGCAUCAGCCUGGUCACUGCCAUCGCCGUGGACCGCUACGUGGCUGUGAGGCACCCACUGUGGGCCCGAAGGUUCCGCUCCCCACGGCAGGCUGCGGCUGUGUGUGUGGCCCUCUGGGUGGUGGUGGCGAGCUCCCUGGUGGUCCGCUGGCACCUGGGGCUGCAGGAAGGUGGCUUCUGCUUCAGGAGCCACUCCCGGCACAACUUCAGCACCACUGUGUUCUCCCUGCUGGGCUUCUAUCUGCCACUGGCCAUCGUGGUCUUUUGUUCCCUGCAAGUUGUGACCACGCUGGCCCGGAGGCCUGUCACUGAUAUGGGGCAGGCAGUGGUCACCAGCAAGGCUGCCCGCAUGGUUUGGGCCAACCUGGUUGUGUUCGUUGUCUGCUUCCUGCCCCUGCAUGUGGUCCUAACGGUGCAGAUCUCCCUGAGCCUGCACUCCUGCACAGUCCGCCAAGCCCUCUCCAUCACCAGCAGGCUCUCUGAUGCCAACUGCUGCCUGGAUGCCAUCUGCUACUACUACAUGGCCAAAGAAUUCCAAGAUGCAUCCACGCUGGCCAUAUCCCCCAGUAGCAGGCUCCACAAGAGUCAUGACUCCCAGAGCCUGACCCUUUCCUAGGAGGUAUGCACAUGUGCUGGGGACCAAAGGAAUCUGGGACAGUAGCAAGGAGCCCCAGAAUUUGCCUGGACUCACUGUGGCCUAUGGGCAGUCUAGGAGGCCCAGAGUGGCUGCCCACUCCCAUGGGAAGGGACAGAGGCCAAGGCCAGAGGACUGAGACCCAAAAGACCAACCCAAAGGACAACAGAACAGGAACACACACCUAUGUUCCAGAUCUGGAAUCCUGCCACACCAGAGUGGAGCUUUGAUGCUAAUGACUAGGGCUGGAGGGAACAUAUGGCUCAGAGGGGCAGGAGGCAUUGUCCCAGAGGACUCUUCGAGCGGCUGUGUACUUUGGGGCCUUCCUUGAAUCCUUGUACCUCUUCUUACCUGCCCAACUCCCCACAUAUCUGGAUGCUGGAGGCCCACAGGUGUCUUUUCUGGCAAGACAAGGUUGUGACUAGUUCAGCACACCCAGCUGUGCCCAGAUUCAAUGAUGAGGGGCAAGGGCAUCUGGGGGGGGGUGGCAGGGAAGGCCAAGUCUGCCAGUGAGCACUGUCCCUUCCUCCCUUCUUCAGAGCAGUAUAAGAAGCUAUGCCAGCUAAGGUAGGGGCCAAGUACCAACCAGACAGAGAGGGGGUGUCCAGGCAUAGGUGAGUAUGCCUAGGCUGGUUUCUAACCACCCCACCUACCUCAUGAGUGUAGAUAACCAGUUAGGUAUAAAUGCCCAGACCUUUCCAGGGACCUGCUGUGAUACUGGCCUUGGAGACACUGGGCUCAGACCCAUCUCUGUCAUCUCUACUAGAUGUCCUCAGUACCACCCCUACCUCUCUACCCUCUGCUAGGUUUGAGAAGGAUGGCAGCCGUUUUCUGGAAGGCCAUCCUUUCAGGCAUGUGGCUGCCAACAUUUUUCAGGUUUUAUGCAAAGGAAGAUGUGUGCUCAGGAGGGUUCCAGGCUCAGGAGGCCCAAUAGUCAGGAGUCCCUGCUUACUGUGCCACACUGUCCCCAAAGUCCUGGGCAUCUUGGUAUUGAAGAAAGCCCUCAGUUCUUGCUCUCUCUCUCUCUCUUUUUAUUGACAGCUUCCAUACUUAUAAUAGACCAUGAUAAUUCCCUCCCCUCCCCCACUUUCCCCUUCACAAAUCCACAUUCCAUCAUAUCCC